Marchantia polymorpha subsp. ruderalis is the source of this 818-nucleotide messenger RNA. The record is from the annotation of a GenBank genome assembly. Lineage: Eukaryota; Viridiplantae; Streptophyta; Marchantiopsida; Marchantiales; Marchantiaceae.
UUCUGUAGACAGUAUACUAUUUGGACUCUUUAUACAAACAUGUGCAUAAAGGCACAUAAUUAAAUGGCUUUUAAGGGAAAGACUGUCAUAAAUGUACGUGUGGACAGAAACCUAUACAACCUGCUAGCGAACGACUGAUGAUGAUGGUCGUAAUACUGCAGUACAAGUACAAAAUCUACAGACCUGGCACAGUAAACGAGAUUUACCCUAAAUGAGAAAUCUAUUUCCGUACGCUUGUCGAUGAUACGGUCCAGAUUCCGGUCUUUAAUCGGUACCCUUCAACCUUCGAUCCCUGGAGGCAAGGCAAUGGCAGUAGAAUGGCAGUAGGCGCUCACGACCAUCUGGAUACGUAUCCUCACUGGUUCCUACCUGUACUCAGACACACCCUUCUCUCGGCUUACAUCUCGUCGUAUUGGAGCGAAUUGGAAUCAAAACAACAAAAGAACAAUGUAGUGGAAGCUCGUUCGGACCUGCGGUUUGGAGGUCAGUCUGCCAAGGAGAACCCCGUGCAAGUGGAACGGGAAUGUGGAGUUCGCUUUGCGUUCGCGAGAUCAGGAACAGGAAGGACAGUGCGGAAGAGCCUCGGUGGGGCAGAUCAUGCACGGAGAAAGUGCGGACGGCGAACUUUGUUGUCGACCAGAACGGUGAAGAAAACAAAGGAAAGGAAAAGAAAAGAAAAGAAAAGUAUAAAAAAGCGAAGAGCCGAGAGAGACCACAACAUUCCAUCGCGGAACGAAGAAAUGGCUCCGGUCGACAUUCGACUCCACAUGCGGGCCGGGCGAACGCGUGACGGCGGGAAGCGUAGAAUUGCAGUAUAG